Messenger RNA from Exophiala mesophila, 3052 nucleotides. RefSeq lists its product as uncharacterized. Gene Ontology annotation, biological process: glucan catabolic process. The record is from RefSeq and is a predicted model, not a curated record. The transcript has a single exon. Gene Ontology annotation, molecular function: beta-glucosidase activity. NCBI's taxonomy places the organism in Eukaryota, Fungi, Ascomycota, Eurotiomycetes, Chaetothyriales, Herpotrichiellaceae. The coding region runs from base 239 to 2797 and encodes 852 amino acids.
CAAACAUCCAGCACUACUUCAGCAUCGCUCACGCCGGAUAUAUUGACAUCUAAUGGAUACUGUCACCAAUAGGUGAAGGUGUACUUGGAGCAAAGUAUGUCAUCCGUCGAUUUACUUGCGGCUUCAUGGCGUCUCUAACUAGCCCUGAGCCUCUUGGCUUCUCCAUGCUGAAUCGACCACAACCUAAAACGACCUCAUAUCCAACCUGAAAGAUCCUGGCAUUUCCAAGGCUACUUCGAUGUCUCCCUCCGAUCGGCUGCACAAAGUUUAUCGGAGUCUUGGGACAGAUACUUCUCCUCAAAGCGACAUCCCAUAUCUCCUUUCCCAGCUAACCCUCGAUGAGAAAGCCUCCUUGAUUGCUGGAGCCGACUUAUGGACAACGAAUCCCAUACCGAGACUUGGGAUUCCCAAGCUCAAGGUUUCAGAUGGUCCAAAUGGAGCUCGAGGAGAUCAGUUCGAAGGGGGACUUACGAGCGCAUGUUUCCCAGCGUCCGUAUCGCUGGCUGCCAGCUUUGACAGAAAGCUUGCAGAGAAAAUCGGUCAAAGCCUGGCGGAGGAGGCAAAGACAAAAGGAGCUCGUGUCCUGCUUGGACCAACAGUUUGCCCACAUAGGGAUCCUCGUGGUGGUCGAAACUUUGAAUCCUUUUCAGAAGAUCCCUACCUUGCUGGCGAGUUGGCUAGUCACUACAUCAUGGGCCUCCAACGCGAAGGCAUCGGUGCUACCAUUAAACAUUAUGCGGUCAACGAACAAGAAACCAGACGAUUCAGCAUUGAUGCAAGGGUCGGCCAACGAGCUCUCCGAGAGAUUUAUCUCAAACCAUUUGAGAUGGCAAUCAAGAAAGCCGACCCAUGGGCCGUCAUGACCAGUUACAACAUCGUGAAUGGUGUCCACGCCGAUGCAAACCAGUUCUUACUCUCCAAAGUUCUGAGAGAGCAAUGGGGCUUCAAGGGUCUAGUCAUGAGUGAUUGGGGCGGCACAAACUCUAUAUCUCAAUCGAUCAACGCUGGUCUUGACCUGGAAAUGCCUGGUCCCCCUGUCCACCGCACUCGUCAGAACGUCACCUCUGCCAUACAGAGUGGUGAGAUCUUAGAGACCACGCUCAACAAGAGGGUUGAAGCCGUGUUGCGCCUCCUGCAAAGAGCGGGCAGUUUUGACAAUCACGAGAUCCCCAGCGAGCAAGCCAUCGACCGGCCAGAACAUCAACGUCUCAUCAGGAAAGCGGGAGCAGAGGGAAUGGUGCUCCUCAAGAAUGAGAAAAAGAUAUUACCACUCGACAAGUCCACAGUCAAAUCAAUCGCCAUGAUUGGCCUGGCAAAACAAUAUCUUGGUCAUGGAGGAGGCUCGGCAUCAGUCAAGAGCCAUCGAAAAAUCACCCCAUACCAAGCAUUCGAAGACUGUCUCGGAAGUUCUGUCGAGCUCAAUUAUGCACAAGGAGCACGAAUCAUCAAGAGUCUACCGGUAUUCGGCGCCGACAACGUGUUUGACGAUGACGGUGUACCUGGAUUCACCCUGCGUGUGACAAGACGCUCGGAUAAGGAUGGAGGACCGUCUGUCUCGAAUAGCUCUACCGCUCAACUAAAACCAUUUGCGUGCCCGGGGGCAGUGACUGCGGUCAUGACUGGUACAUAUCGACCAUCAGUCGACUGCGUCGAAUACCUCGCCUUUGGGUGCAUAGGCAAAGCAAAGCUUUGUAUCAAUGAAGAGAUGGUGUUUUCUCAGGCAGAUGACUCCGUCGACGUAAUGGCAUUCAUGCUCGGCACCGCGGCGGAGGAGACCAAACUGUACGAGUUUUCAGCUGGCCAAGAAUACAGGAUUCGCAUUGAAUGUCAUGUUGAUGAGCUAGCCAAAAAGGAUGUCUCACCGAUCUCAUCAAAGAUGAUAGGCUUCCGAUUUGGCAAAAUGCUUCAAUCCGACCACGACGCAGAUUUGAUUCCCGCAGCCGUCGACGCUGCGAAACGUAGCGAGGUUGCUAUCGUCUUCGUCGGUCACACGCCAGCUUGGGAAACUGAGGGUGCUGAUCGACAGAACAUGGAUUUACCCAAAGAUGGGUCCUUGGAUCGACUCAUUGCUGCGACGGCACAAGCCAACCCGAAGACCAUCGUGGUCAACUCGACAGGAUCGCCAAUCACAAUGCCGUGGCUGUCGCAAGUAGCCGCCGUUCUUCAAGCAUGGUUCCCAGGCCAGGAAGCCGGCCACUCGAUUGCAGAUGUCAUCUUUGGUGUGACCAAUCCAGGCGGGAAGCUCCCUGUGACAUUCCCUCGGGCCAUCACCGACUGUCCGACCUACGCCAACUUUCCUGGUGACAUCAAUAACGACAGGGUCGAAUAUGCAGAAGGCACCUUCGUCGGUUACAGACAUUAUGACUCAUUGCCGGACAGUGUGCUGUUCCCCUUUGGGUUUGGCUUGUCGUACACGAGCUUUGAGAUCUCUGGGGUGGAAUUGUCGGCAACGUCUUUGACUGGCGUUCAGCCUGUAGGAGUCACUCUCGAUGUGAAAAAUACCGGCACCGUCCCUGGAAGUCAAGUGGUCCAAAUCUAUGUCGGUGCAGCAUUUGUUUCAGAAAUCGACCGUCCAAAAAAGACCUUGGCCGGAUUCGAAAAAGUCCAUCUGUCGCCAGGUGAGACCCAGAAAGUCCAAAUCGAAAUCAGCCCCCAGAGUCUCGCCUACUGGAACCAAGACAGGGGCACAUGGUCGGUAGACGCAGGCACAUACAUGAUAUCUGUUGCGACCUCUAGUCUGGAUGUCUCGGUGGCACUGCCAGUCACAGUCGUCACCCCCUUUCAGCUAGAGCCCUGAUAUCUGGCAGCCUUGACAGAUCAUUAAAUGGUCAUUCGCGAACGUGGGAGAUGCUUGGAAAGAAGAUCGCAAAAGCUGAGAGCCCUCGAUCAUCAAAAUUAUGUCAUUGAAAUCUGGGAAUAAAGGUUCACACUGGCAUAUUGACUUCCCUCAACCGGGUAAUGCCUUCUGUAGUACGUGCGCUCAUAAUCGCCAUUUCCAAUCAUAUCGGAUAUCCCAUCAUAAAUAAUCAUACACAGCCUAUUUAGGCUCCUG